This is a messenger RNA of Musa acuminata subsp. malaccensis (wild Malaysian banana), 2052 nucleotides long. The record is from RefSeq and is a predicted model, not a curated record. Lineage: Eukaryota; Viridiplantae; Streptophyta; Magnoliopsida; Zingiberales; Musaceae.
CACCAGUAGCGGGUCAACUCUUCCCAACCCUUCUCUCUCCCCCUCUUAUUCGUCGCACCGGAGGCGAGGCAUGGAGCGAUGUUAGGGUUUCGGUCAAGCUGCUCUUCAUCUCCGAACCAAGAUGAUACGAUCGAGCUCCAUCACCUUCGUCCUCCUAAUUGUCGCUUCGCUCCUCCUCGGACGAUCGGAAUCGUCCUGCCAAACAGGCUGCAACCUCGCCCUGGGAUCCUACUACCUCACCUCCAAUGACAACCUCACCUACAUCUCCAACCUCUUCAGUGCCGGUGGCGCCAACAAUCUCCUCCCUUACAAUCCCAACAUCACGAACGUCAACAGCAUCAAGACCGGAGGCCGCGUCAAUGUCUUCUUCUCUUGCGACUGCCUCAAUGGCGAUUUCCUCGGCCACAAUUUCUCCUACGUCGUCGUUCAAGGCGACACCUACACUUCGAUCGCCCAAACUGUGUAUAAAAAUUUGACAACGGUUGACAUGCUGUCUACGUUCAAUAGCUUUCCGGCGACCAACGUGCCGACUGGAGCGACCAUCGGUGUGGUGGUGAAUUGUUCAUGCGGUGAUUCGUCGGUGUCAAAGGACUACGGGCUGUUCCUGACUUACCCUCUCCAGCCAGGGGAGACCCUAUCGUCGGUGGCUGCCGCGAAUGGGUUCGCCACGCAGGAGGAUUUGCUGCAGAGGUAUAACCCCCAGGCGAAUUUCAGCUCUGGGACAGGGAUCGUGUUUAUCCCUGCGAAAGAUACUAGUGGAAGUUAUCGUCCCCUUUCCUCAAGUGCAGGACUGUCGGGGGGAGCUAUUGCUGGAAUUUCUAUAGCUGGAGUAGUUCUACUAAUAUUUGCUAUAUAUUUAUAUAUUCAUUUUCAAAGGAGAAAGAAGUUGAAGAAAGCCUCAUUGCUUUCAUCACCACCUGAAGCUUCCAUGUACAAGCCAGGAGUGGUUACAUCUCCAGCAGAUGGUAGUUCCCCAUUUGCAGGUAUUACUGUCGAUAAAUCAGUGGAGUUCUCUUAUGCGGAGCUUGCUGCGGCUACAGAUGAUUUUAGCCUGGCUUACAAAAUCGGAGGAGGUGGCUUUGGAGUUGUUUAUUAUGCUGAGCUUAGAGGAGAGAAAGCUGCUAUCAAGAAAAUGGAUAUGCAGGCAACUAAUGAAUUUCUUGCUGAACUGAAAGUCUUAACAAAUGUUCAUCACUUGAAUUUGGUGCGCUUGAUAGGAUAUUGUACUGAGGUUUCCUUAUUCCUUGUUUAUGAAUUCAUUGAAAAUGGCAACUUAAGUGAGCAUAUGCGAGGGUUAGGUAGAGAUCCUCUGCCAUGGGCCAUGAGGGUGCAGAUUGCCCUUGAUUCAGCCAGGGGUCUAGAGUAUGUCCAUGAGCAUACUGUUCCAGUGUAUAUACAUCGUGAUAUUAAAUCAGCAAAUAUAUUGAUAGACAAGAACUACCGUGCAAAGGUUGCAGAUUUUGGAUUAGCAAAACUCACUGAAGUAGGUGCAUCUUUGCAAACACGGCUUGUUGGCACAUUUGGCUACAUGCCUCCAGAGUAUGCACAGUAUGGUGAGAUUUCUCCUAAGGUGGACGUUUAUGCAUUUGGAGUUGUUCUGUAUGAACUUAUUUCAGCCAAAGACGCAAUUGUUAAAACAGGCGGUUCUGUCACGGAAUCGAAGGGAUUGAUUGCUUUGUUUGAGGAGGCUUUCAGUAAACCUGAUCCCAAGGAAGAUCUGAGGAAUUUAGUUGAUCCAAGGCUCGGUCAGGACUAUCCAAUCGACUCGGUUCUUGCGAUGGCAUGGCUUGGAAAGAGCUGCACUCAAGAGAAUCCUCAGCAGAGGCCAACCAUGAGGCAAAUUGUAGUUUCGCUGAUGACACUAUCUUCUGCUACCGAAGACUGGGACAUCGGUUCCUUCUUUGACAACCAAGCUCUUGCCAGUCUCAUGUCUGGAAGAUAAUUCGCGCCGUCUCCCCCUAAACUGCAGUCGUCAUCUGUGAAUCUGUAAGCAUGGGACCUUUUGUAUCAUUUACCAAUAAUAAGUAACUUUAUUUUUUGUGGUUCUUGUUA